Messenger RNA from Pieris napi, 4096 nucleotides. RefSeq lists its product as uncharacterized. Gene Ontology annotation, cellular component: extracellular region. The transcript has 3 exons. The record is from RefSeq and is a predicted model, not a curated record. Gene Ontology annotation, molecular function: chitin binding. NCBI's taxonomy places the organism in Eukaryota, Metazoa, Arthropoda, Insecta, Lepidoptera, Pieridae. Bases 103 to 3987 code for a protein of 1294 amino acids.
AUUUAUAUAAAUACAAAGGGUAAUUAUCACUUUCUUAAGUCACUUGUUAAAGAGGAAACAGUUAAUUAGACUCGAAAAAGUGUAGUUCUCAAAAGCUUCAAAAUGAAAGCUGCAGCCAUCUAUUUGGCGUGCACAAUCACAGUAGCACUAGGAAGAAAUAUCCAGUUAAAUACCAAGGGAUGUCCAGAAGAUUAUACAGUCGAACAACUAUACCCUCAUGAGGAAUGCCAUAAGUUUUACCAAUGUUUCCACGGAGACCUUGUAGUGCACACGUGCGCUGCCAAUCUUUACUUUAGCAUUGAAAAACAACAGUGUGAUUUCGCUUCUACGGUCAAUUGCGGGGACAGAAUCAUACCGAAGCCAGACGAAGACGAUGUAAAUCAGCCAGAUGAAGACAUUGGUGAUGAUGGUAACACCAACUGCAACUGCGAUCCCGCUGAGGCUCCGUCAAUUUGCGCUAAAGAUGGUUCGGACGGCACUUUGGUUGCCCACGAAAACUGUAACAACUUUUACAAAUGUGCCCACGGCUUACCUGUAACCCAAUCGUGUUCCGGAAAUCUUUUGUACAACCCGUACAAAGAGUACUGUGACUGGCCUCAGAAUGUUGAGUGUGGAGACAGAGUCAUACCUUGUCCAGAAGAUGAGGGUGGUAAUGGUGGAAAUGACGAAGGCAACGAAGGCGGAGACGGUGGCGAUGGAGGAAACGGCGGUGGUGAUGGUGGUCAAGAAAGCUGCAAUUGCGACCCCUCUGAAGCUCCAUCUAUUUGCGCUAAAGAUGGUUCGGACGGCACUUUGGUUGCCCACGAAAAUUGUAACAACUUUUACAAAUGUGCCCACGGCUUACCUGUAACCCAAUCGUGUUCCGGAAAUCUUUUGUACAACCCGUACAAAGAGUACUGUGACUGGCCUCAGAAUGUUGAGUGUGGAGACAGAGUCAUACCUUGUCCAGAAGAUGAGGGUGGUAAUGGUGGAAAUGACGAAGGCAACGAAGGCGGAGACGGUGGCGAUGGAGGAAAUGGUGGUGGCGAUGGCGAUGGAGGAAACGGCGGUGGUGAUGGUGGUCAAGAAAACUGCAAUUGCGACCCCUCUGAAGCUCCAUCUAUUUGCGCUAAAGAUGGUUCGGACGGCACUUUGAUUGCCCACGAAAAUUGUAACAAAUUUUACAAAUGUGCCCACGGAUUACCUGUAACCCAAUUGUGCCCCGGAAACCUUUUGUACAACCCAUACAAGGAGUACUGUGACUGGCCUCAGAAUGUUGAGUGUGGAGACAGAGUCAUACCUUGUCCAGAAGAUGAGGGUGGUAAUGGUGGAAAUGACGGUGACAACGACGGCGGAAACGGUGGCGAUGGAGGAAUUGGUGGUGGCGGUGGCGAUGGAGGAAACGGCGGUGGUGAUGGUGGUCAAGAAAGCUGCAAUUGCGACCCCUCUGAAGCUCCAUCUAUUUGCGCUAAAGAUGGUUCGGACGGCACUUUGGUUGCCCACGAAAAUUGUAACAAAUUUUACAAAUGUAACCACGGCUUACCUGUAACCCAAUCGUGUUCCGGAAAUCUUUUGUACAACCCGUACAAAGAGUACUGUGACUGGCCUCAGAAUGUUGAGUGUGGAGAUAGAGUCAUACCUUGUCCAGAAGAUGAGGGUGGUAAUGGUGGAAAUGACGGUGACAACGACGGCGGAAACGGUGGCGAUGGAGGAAAUGGUGGUGGCGGUGGCGAUGGAGGAAACGGCGGUGGUGAUGGUGGUCAAGAAAGCUGCAAUUGCGACCCCUCUGAAGCUCCAUCUAUUUGCGCUAAAGAUGGUUCGGACGGCACUUUGGUUGCCCACGAAAAUUGUAACAAAUUUUACAAAUGUAACCACGGCUUACCUGUAACCCAAUCGUGUUCCGGAAAUCUUUUGUACAACCCGUACAAAGAGUACUGUGACUGGCCUCAGAAUGUUGAGUGUGGAGACAGAGUCAUACCUUGUCCAGAAGAUGAGGGUGGUAAUGGUGGAAAUGACGGUGACAACGACGGCGGAAACGGUGGCGAUGGAGGAAAUGGUGGUGGCGGUGGCGAUGGAGGAAACGGCGGUGGUGAUGGUGGUCAAGAAAGCUGCAAUUGCGACCCCUCUGAAGCUCCAUCUAUUUGCGCUAAAGAUGGUUCGGACGGCACUUUGGUUGCCCACGAAAAUUGUAACAAAUUUUACAAAUGUAACCACGGCUUACCUGUAACCCAAUCGUGUUCCGGAAAUCUUUUGUACAACCCGUACAAAGAGUACUGUGACUGGCCUCAGAAUGUUGAGUGUGGAGACAGAGUCAUACCUAGUCCAGAAGAUGAGGGUGGUAAUGGUGGAAAUGACGGUGACAACGACGGCGGAAACGGUGGCGAUGGAGGAAAUGGUGGUGGCGGUGGCGAUGGAGGAAACGGCGGUGGUGAUGGUGGUCAAGAAAGCUGCAAUUGCGACCCCUCUGAAGCUCCAUCUAUUUGCGCUAAAGAUGGUUCGGACGGCACUUUGGUUGCCCACGAAAAUUGUAACAAAUUUUACAAAUGUAACCACGGCUUACCUGUAACCCAAUCGUGUUCCGGAAAUCUUUUGUACAACCCGUACAAAGAGUACUGUGACUGGCCUCAGAAUGUUGAGUGUGGAGAUAGAGUCAUACCUUGUCCAGAAGAUGAGGGUGGUAAUGGUGGAAAUGACGGUGACAACGACGGCGGAAACGGUGGCGAUGGAGGAAAUGGUGGUGGUGGUGGCGAUGGAGGAAACGGCGGUGGUGAUGGUGGUCAAGAAAGCUGCAAUUGCGACCCCUCUGAAGCUCCAUCUAUUUGCGCUAAAGAUGGUUCGGACGGCACUUUGGUUGCCCACGAAAAUUGUAACAAAUUUUACAAAUGUAACCACGGCUUACCUGUAACCCAAUCGUGUUCCGGAAAUCUUUUGUACAACCCGUACAAAGAGUACUGUGACUGGCCUCAGAAUGUUGAGUGUGGAGACAGAGUCAUACCUUGUCCAGAAGAUGAGGGUGGUAAUGGUGGAAAUGACGGUGACAACGACGGCGGAAACGGUGGCGAUGGAGGAAAUGGUGGUGGCGGUGGCGAUGGAGGAAACGGCGGUGGUGAUGGUGGUCAAGAAAGCUGCAAUUGCGACCCCUCUGAAGCUCCAUCUAUUUGCGCUAAAGAUGGUUCGGACGGCACUUUGGUUGCCCACGAAAAUUGUAACAAAUUUUACAAAUGUAACCACGGCUUACCUGUAACCCAAUCGUGUUCCGGAAAUCUUUUGUACAACCCGUACAAAGAGUACUGUGACUGGCCUCAGAAUGUUGAGUGUGGAGACAGAGUCAUACCUUGUCCAGAAGAUGAGGGUGGUAAUGGUGGAAAUGACGGUGACAAUGACGGUGACAACGACGGCGGAAACGGUGGCGAUGGAGGAAAUGCUGGUGGCGGUGGCGAUGGAGGAAACGGCGGUGGUGAUGGUGGUCAAGAAAGCUGCAAUUGCGACCCCUCUGAAGCUCCAUCUAUUUGCGCUAAAAAUGGUUCGGACGGCACUUUGGUUGCCCACGAAAAUUGUAACAAAUUUUACAAAUGUAACCACGGCUUACCUGUAACCCAAUCGUGUUCCGGAAAUCUUUUGUACAACCCGUACAAAGAGUACUGUGACUGGCCUCAGAAUGUUGAGUGUGGAGAUAGAGUCAUUCCUUGUCCAGAAGAAGAGGGUGGUAAUGGUGGAAAUGACGGUGACAACGAAGGCGGAGACGGUGGCGAUGGGGAAAACGAUGGUGGAGAUGACAGUGACAGUAAUGUUGAUUAUGACCCAGAAGAAGCUCCUAAAAAGUGUGCAGAAAACAAUUCUGAGGGAUAUCUAUUAGUUCAUGAAUUCUGUAAUCAAUUUUAUAAAUGUUUUUAUAGCCGACCAAUACCAUUUGUCUGUCCCGGUAACCUAAUGUACAGCGCCAGCAAGAAGAUUUGCGACUACCCUGAGAAUGUUAAAUGUGGCAACAGAAUCGUAAUUAGAUCAUAACAAGUUUACAGUUUCUUGUUCUUAAACAAACAUUUGCCAUGUUAAAUUAAUAUACUAUUUAUAACCUGUAUUCUCUAUUCAAAAUUUUAUAAUAAAUUAUUACAAUAUA